UCCAAGCACGUUCGCAUGCCACCAACCUGGUUUAGCGGGAGCAGUCGCAGAGAAGCAGCCAGGCGUCCACCGACUGAUGAUCAGCAGGACAAAAUACAAUUAUAAAUGAAGUCACGGCAAAAUAAAAUAAGCAGCUUCUGUGCCUUCUUUCCUUUACCCCUCUUCUUCGCCCUGUUCUUCCCUCGCCGCUGCUACAGCUGCUUCUACUUGGGCGGUCGCCAGGCCUAUUCUGCUUCAGCUGCUUCUGUUUGCUUCAUCCGGCAGGAGAGAAGAAGAUGCAUUCGGGUCGCCUCCUUCUCGAGGAGCCCAUCCGGAUGGCCUCCAUCCUGGAGCCCUCCAAACCCAAUUUUUUCCAUGCGAUGACCAAGAUAGUCGGGACGCUGGGUCCAAAGUCCCGAAGUGUCGAGGUGAUUUCUGCCUGCCUCGAGGCUGGAAUGUCUGUGGCACGCUUCGACUUCUCAUGGGGGGACAUAGAUUACCACCAGGAAACCGUGGAGAACCUGAAGAAAGCUGUCAAGAGCACCAAAAAACUGUGUGCUGUCAUGUUAGACACGGUGGGUCCAGAGUUGCAAGUGGUCAAUAAAAGUGAGCGUGCUAUUUCACUUGAAGCAGAUUCAUUCGUUGUUCUGACACCUGAUCAAGAAAAAGAAGCCUCGUCUGCACUGUUGCCAAUAAACUUUAGUGGAUUAUCAAAGUCAGUGAAGCCAGGUGACACAAUAUUCAUUGGUCAGUACUUGUUCACUGGAAAUGAAACUACUUCUAUUUGGAUGGAGGUAGCUGAGCUGAAAGGGGAUGAUGUCGUUUGUUUGGUUAAGAGCGGUGCUACUCUGGCUGGCUCUCUAUAUACAUUGCACAUCUCUCAAAUCCGUGUUGAUUUGCCUACACUUUCUGAUGCUGAUAAAGAUGUUAUCAGUAAAUGGGGAUUUCGAAACAAUAUUGACUUCCUUUCAUUAUCUCACACAAGGCAUGCAGAGGAUGUUCGACAUGCACGUGAGUUCCUCUCAAAGCUAGGUGAUCUUCAUCAGACUCUGAUUUUUGCAAAAAUUGAAAACACAGAGGGCUUAACCCAUUUUGAUGAGAUUCUACAAGAGGCAGAUGGUGUAAUUAUUUCACGUGGAAAUUUGGGAAUUGAUCUCCCGCCUGAAAAGGUUUUCUUAUUUCAAAAGGCUGCUGUAUACAAGUGUAACAUGGCUGGGAAGCCAGCAGUUGUUACACGUGUGGUAGACAGCAUGACUGACAACCUAAGGCCAACUCGUGCAGAGGCAACUGAUGUGGCUAAUGCAGUACUUGAUGGAAGUGAUGCUAUUCUCCUGGGUGCCGAAACUCUUCGAGGAUUAUACCCUGUUGAAACUAUUUCAACUGUGGGUAAAAUCUGCGCAGAGGCGGAGAAGGUUUUUAACCAAGACAUGUACUUUAAGCAUACAGUGAAGCAUGUUGGACAACCAAUGACACACUUGGAGUCUAUUGCUUCGUCUGCUGUGCGUGCUGCUAUUAAAGUCAGGGCUUCUGUCAUAAUUGUCUUUACUUCAUCUGGAAGGGCUGCAAGAUUAAUUGCAAAAUAUCGACCCACAAUGCCUGUAUUAUCUGUUGUCAUCCCUCAGCUCAAGACAAACCAACUUCGGUGGAGUUUCACUGGUGCUUUUGAAGCUAGGCAAUCACUCAUUGUUAGAGGCCUCUUUCCCAUGCUUGCUGAUCCUCGUCAUCCUGCUGAGUCCACUAGUGCCAACAAUGAGUCUGUUCUUAAGGUUGCUCUUGAUCAUGGCAAGGCAUCUGGCAUAACAAAGUCACAUGAUCGUGUAGUAGUGUGCCAGAAAGUGGGAGAUGCAUCGGUGGUGAAGAUCAUAGAACUUGAAGAUUAGGUUUUUGUUUUUUGAUUGUUUCUUCCUAAAUAUACACCUUGAGGUGCAAAAAACUGGUGCUUUAGAUUCCAGCAACAGCCUGGCGAUAUAUAUCUAUUAUGCAUCUAUACUCAGGUGAUUCUUACUCUUUGGAUGAAAUUUUUUGCUGGAUGUGAGCUAUAAUAUGUAGUGUAAUUGCUUGUAUGUUAUG
This is a messenger RNA of Elaeis guineensis (African oil palm), 2049 nucleotides long. Its product is annotated as pyruvate kinase 1, cytosolic. Gene Ontology annotation, molecular function: pyruvate kinase activity; potassium ion binding; magnesium ion binding. Lineage: Eukaryota; Viridiplantae; Streptophyta; Magnoliopsida; Arecales; Arecaceae. The record is from RefSeq and is a predicted model, not a curated record. Gene Ontology annotation, biological process: glycolytic process.